Messenger RNA from Zychaea mexicana, 894 nucleotides. RefSeq lists its product as uncharacterized. The record is from RefSeq and is a predicted model, not a curated record. Lineage: Eukaryota; Fungi; Mucoromycota; Mucoromycetes; Mucorales; Lichtheimiaceae. The annotation marks the transcript as partial. The transcript has a single exon.
UGGACAAAUCAUUGUGGCAUCGUCUCACUCAGCGCAGAUCUCAAACUUUCACAGAUUUCGGCUCUAGACAAUCCGCGCCACCUGCUAGUCCAAGUAGAACAUAAACAACAACAUUUUCAACCUUUCUAUAUCCUCACAAUCUACGCACCCGCAACAUCACCAACCCAAAGACGACAAUUUUUCGGAGCACUAUACCACUCAGCAAUCUUUGACCAACAACAACCUUACAGAGAAAGGUUGAUCCUCACAGGAGACUUCAAUUAUAGCCUUCAAAGACCAGGAUAUCAUCUCAACGCACCUCAAGCCUGGUUCAACAUGCUCCAACACCAAUUUACCAACUGCAUCACCCCAGAUCAGCAAGAAUCACCACAACCGACCUUCCGUAGAGGUGAUAGUACAAUGUCCACUAUUGAUUACAUCUAUGCAGCCUCCUCCGCAUUCCAAAAUACAGUGAAGACCAGAGAAGUAUCCUAUGUCGCUAGCUCAUGGUCUGAUCAUGCAUUAUUGUCUACUACAUAUAACCUGGGUCCCGCUCCUACAGGCAAAGGAUAUUGGCAGGGCAACCCCCUGAUCUUAACGUUCAAAGACUUUCGCCGACAACUCGCAACACAACUCACUGCUUUCUUUGAACACACCAACAGCAAUUCAACACCGCAGCACCAAUGGGAAGAGCUGAAGCGUUUAAUCAAGCACCAAAUGCAACAAUAUUGCCGGCAACGCAUCAGCCGUACUUCAGCCUACCUCAACAAAUUACAAUCGAAGCGCAACCGAUUUUUACGGUCCAAUCCAACACCAGCGGCACGAACCUGGUUCUUGAACAUCAUUGAACAACAAAUCUCAGCAGCACAACAAGAAGUGUGCGAUACUCUUGCCCUACGAGCAGGCAAGCGCUGG